Messenger RNA from Lodderomyces theae, 798 nucleotides. RefSeq names its product mitochondrial 54S ribosomal protein bL27m (gene MRP7). The record is from RefSeq and is a predicted model, not a curated record. Gene Ontology annotation, cellular component: ribosome; mitochondrial large ribosomal subunit. Bases 1 to 798 code for a protein of 265 amino acids. Gene Ontology annotation, molecular function: structural constituent of ribosome. The transcript has a single exon. NCBI's taxonomy places the organism in Eukaryota, Fungi, Ascomycota, Pichiomycetes, Serinales, Debaryomycetaceae. Gene Ontology annotation, biological process: translation.
AUGUUGUCGUUGAAGAAUCUUUUCAUAGAGAGGCCUGUGUCUGGGAUAUCCAGCUCUAUCAAGUCAAUAAUCCAGAUCCGUACUGCCACCAAAAGGGUUUCUGGUUCCAAAACAAAUAACAAGGAUUCUGCUGGUAGAAGAUUAGGACCUAAGGUCAAUGAAGGGCACCCAGUAAAGCCCGGUCAGAUCAUAAUGAGACAAAGGGGUACAAAGAUACACCCUGGAGAAAAUGUCAGAAUUGGAGUUGAUCACACGAUAUACGCUGUUGAACCUGGGUAUGUUCGAUUUUAUUUUGAUCCGUUCCAUCCAUUGAGGAAAUACGUAGGAGUGGCAUUAAAGAAGGAUAUUAGACUCCCCAAAGAACAUUUUGCUCCAAGAUUGAGAAGGUUUGGAUACGUACCUAUUGAAGAUCCGGUUGCUGCUAAAAACGAGGAGUUACAAAGGUCAAGAAAAGAGAUUCUUGCUUUGCCACAGUUGGAAAAGGCAGAAAGAAAACAGUAUCUGCUUCGCAAAAGGAAAAUUAAUGAGUACAAGGAGAAAUUGGCACAGCAAGGCUCGUCGGUGGGGUUGUCGGAGCAGGAGGUUGAAAAGGCUGCUGAACGAUUGUUUAAAAUUUCUCAAUUUGUUGAAUUGGGACAGGAAGUUUCGCUGGCUCAGCAACAAGUCACUUAUGAUGAGCUCUAUAGUAUUAGGCUUCAAUACAGAAGAGGCGAACUCGAAGCUGAUGACUUUAAUUUAGCCAAGAGUAUGUAUUUGGGUGUUGCUAAAAAGGUUGAUAACUUGUCGCUCAACCAAUGA